AUGGGAGUGAGUGAGAGGGCUAGCUUGGCACCCAAGAGAAGACGCAACGUGGCUCGGCUUUCACUAUCCACUCAAUUUGUGUGGGGCCUCCACCAGUUCAGCUCCAAAAUAAUUGAAGUCUUCUCCACUAUUAUUCAUCUUAGUGGAUGCUUACUAAAAUUUUAUUGCAAAUUGAUAUUUUACUACGACGUGUUUAAAACUCUUCAUAUCAACGGUGAACUACAAGUUAUCUUUUUGGUAUUCUUAUAUAGGUCAAUUUCCAGGUCAAUUUCCAGUGAAUUAGUUAUGGACAAUCGAAAACGUAGAAGAUGGAUGAAUUGUGAUGCAUUGAGUCAAGAAUACCUUAUGGGAGUGAAUAGCUUUAUAGAAUUUGCAUUUAGAGAUACACAUAUUGAUGCCAAAGUUCCUUGUCCUUGCACAAAAUGUGUGAUUUUUCAUCAUAGAAAUCGGGCUGAAAUGUAUGAUCACUUAGUGAUAAAUGGCAUUAUGCCAGGAUAUGAUUCUUGGUUUUGUCACGGUGAACCAAUAGCUGCACAUUCUCCGCCUAGAGAUAUUCCAAUAAAUCAUGAAAUACAUAAUGGUCAUGGAAUGACGGAAAUGCUAAAUGAUGCAUUUGGGGUAUUAGGAGAAGAUGUAGACAUGGAUGGAGGAAAUUCAGUUGAGCCUAAUAUUGAUAGUUUUUGUCCAGAAGAUAACAUAGAGCAGCCCCAUUCGGAUGUGGAAAAUUUUAAAAGGUUAAUAGAAGAUGCUAGUAAGGAAUUAUACCCAGGGUGUAAAACUUUCAACAAGCUUUCCUUCAUUUUGCAUCUUUAUAAUCUAAAAUGCCGUUAUGGAGUAUCUAACGAGUUCAUGAGUGCCUUGAUUAAGUUGUUAAAGCUUGCCUUUCCGGAGGGUGAGACACUUCCAAAUUCUUUCAAUGAAACAAAGAAGAUCAUAAACACAUUAGGUCUUAAAUAUAUAAAUAUACAUGCUUGUCCUAAUGAUUGUCUUCUUUUUUGGAAAGAAUACUCUAAAGACGAUGUGUGUUCUAUUUGUGGGGCUUCACGUUGGAAAACUAGCGAACAUGACUCAAACAAUGUUGCAUCAAACUUCAGUACAACGAAAAAGAAGAAAAUACCAGUAAAAGUCUUAAAACAUUUUCCUUUAAAAUCUCGGCUUCAACGGUUGUUCAUGUCAUCCAAAACAUCGGAUUUGAUGAGAUGGCAUGAUAAAGAUCGCACUAAGGAUAAUGUCUUAAGGCAUCCAGCUGAUUCAGAGGCAUGGAAAAAUUUUGACUCUAGAUAUCCAGAAUUCGCUAAAGAUCCUCGAAAUGUGAGAAUGGGUUUAGCAAGUGAUGGAUUUAAUCCUUUUGGCUCUAUGCAAACUACGUACAGCACUUGGCCAGUUAUUUUAAUUCCUUAUAAUCUACCGCCUUGGUUGUGCAUGAAGCAAGAAUUCUUUAUGCUUUCUUUAUUAAUUCCUGGUCCACUUGGCCCUGGAAAUAAUAUUGAUGUCUACCUCCAACCCCUUAUACAAGAGUUGAAAGAACUAUGGGAGGUGGGAGCAGAAACAUAUGAUGCUUCUUCUAAAGAGUCCUUUCAAUUGCAUGCAUCAAUUUUAUGGACUAUCAAUGAUUUUCCUGCUUAUGGUUAUCUAUCUGGUUGGAACACAUCUAGUUGUUUUGCAUGUCCUUCUUGCAAUGUAGACACCUGUUCUAAGCGAUUAAAGUACGGUAAAAAAUUUUGUUUCAUGGGUCAUCGACGCUUCCUGAGUACGGGUCAUAGAUUUCGAUAUGAUGCAAAAUCAUUUGAUGGUACUAGAGAAUUUGGAGCUGUUCCUAAGGUACGUAGUGGGUUAGAAGUAUUGGAGCAAUUAAAAGAUAUAAAAUUUACUUAUGGGAAGAAGAAUAAGGAAGUUAGCGGGGUUAAAGAAAAAACAUGGAAAAAAAAGAGUAUCUUCUUUGAGUUGCCUUAUUGGAAAUUUAAUUUAAUUCGACAUAAUUUUGAUGUGAUGCAUGUAGAAAAAAAUGUUUGUGAUAAUGUGGUGAAUACACUUCUAAGUGUUGACAAGAAGUCUAAGGACGGGUUAAAUGCACGUCUUGAUUUGCGAGAUAUGGGUAUAAGAAAGGAGUUGUGGCCUGAACAACGAGGUUCUAGAAGGACUUAUUUGCCUCCAGCUUGUUACACAAUGACUCCUCAAGAAAAGAAGUACUUUUAUGAAGUUUUGGAGAAUGUUAAAUUUCCGGAUGGAUAUGCAUCUAACAUUUCAAGGUGUGUUCGUAAGCAGCGCAAAUUAUCAGGACUUAAAACCCAUGAUUGCCAUGUUUUAAUGCAACAACUCCUUCCUUUGGCAUUACGUGGAAAUUUGCCGAUCAAAGUAAGCUCAGUUUUGAUUGAUUUAUCAAAAUUUUUUCGAGGACUUUGUUCUAAGUCUCUUAAAAUUUAUGACCUUGAGAAACUAGAAGAAAAGGCUGUUCUUACACUUUGUAAAUUGGAAAAAGUUUUCCAGCCAUCAUUUUUCACAAUAAUGGUGCAUUCCAUUAUUCAUUUGGCAACUGAAGCUAGAAUUGCUGGGCCAGUGCACUACCGAUGGAUGUACCCGAUAGAGAGGUCAUUAGGAACUUUGAAAUCUGAUGUUCGAAAUAGAGCGCGACCAGAGGGUUCGAUAGCAGAGGCUUACAUUGCACGAGAGUGUUUAUCCUUUUGCUCUAGAUAUUUUGAAGAUGGAGAGGUUAAUAAGACCAUUGGAAAUAAUGAUGGAAUGAAUCAUGAAGUGGAGCCUAAAUCAGCUUUGUUUCCUAAUGUUGGACAGCCAUACGGAAGUGUUCAUGGCUUCAUGAUGGAUGAGAAAAUGUGGAUACAAGCACAUCGUUAUAUUGAGUGUGAAAAUGUAAAUGAUGGGCAGAUUACAGAUGACAUUAUAGCACUUUCUCGCGGCCCAAAUUAUAUUGCACAAAGGUUUAAAGCAUUCGAUGUAAAUACUGGAUAUAGAUUUCGAACAAAAGAAUAUGAAAUGGACAUGAGUACUCAAAAUAGCGGGGUAAUGGUAGUUGCAAAAACACAAAGCUAUGCAAGUGCUAGUGAUACAAGACCAGUAUUGGGUGAUCUUGCUUAUUAUGGUGUUUUAACUGAUAUUGUGGAGCUGAAUUAUUAUGAUGCAUUUAAGAUCACAUUAUUUCAAUGCAAUUGGGUUAAUGUGACUCAAGGUAGAGGAAAGAAACAAGAUGCUCUAGAAUUUACUCUUGUUAACUUCUCUCAAUUGAUACAUAAAGGUGACCUUUUAAGCGACGAGCCUUUCAUAUUUGCCUCUCAAGCUGAACAAGUUAUUUUUGUUCAAGAUCGUAGAGAUCAUGACUGGUUUAUUCCUAUUCCAAUAAAACCUAGAGACACAUUUGAUUUGGUAGAAGAAUCUUAUAAUGGAAACCUAUAUGCAGAUGCUGCGGAUCAAACAUCUACUAUUCAUAGCUUAGUAGAUCAGGUUGAAUCUGAAAAUGAUAAUUUUGAUUGGAUAAGAGAAGAUAUUGAUGGGAUUUUUAUCGAUGCUGUUUGUGACCAGCCUGAACCAACUAAUGAUGCUCCAAUUGAUGUUGAAGAUGAUACUAAUAGUGGAGGUGGACCUGCUUAG
Molecule: messenger RNA, 3603 nt
Organism: Mercurialis annua (annual mercury)
Lineage: Eukaryota; Viridiplantae; Streptophyta; Magnoliopsida; Malpighiales; Euphorbiaceae
Exons: 7
Coding region: 1-3603 (1200 amino acids)
Source: RefSeq, a predicted model, not a curated record